Messenger RNA from Gordionus sp. m RMFG-2023, 1193 nucleotides. RefSeq names its product BUD13 homolog. Gene Ontology annotation, molecular function: RNA binding. Lineage: Eukaryota; Metazoa; Nematomorpha; Gordioida; Chordodea; Parachordodidae. Gene Ontology annotation, cellular component: U2-type spliceosomal complex; RES complex. The transcript is spliced from 6 exons. Gene Ontology annotation, biological process: mRNA splicing, via spliceosome. The record is from RefSeq and is a predicted model, not a curated record. Bases 204 to 1091 code for a protein of 295 amino acids.
AAAUAUUUAAAACUGAUAUGAUGAAAGACGUAUUGUACAGUUAUAAUUAGGUAUUUUAUCGGUUAAUUAUUCACUAAAUUUCGCCUAACUUAAAAUUUAUAUGCUCAUUGUCCAAUUUAUAAGCUUUUACUUCCCAUUAGCUUUUAUUUUUAAAAACAUGAUGGUAUAAUUAGGCCCAAACCCGAAUUUCUUUAGUCAAUUUGAUGGAUGAUUACAUUAAAAAACAAUACCUACCUAAAAAAAAGAAAAAAAUUAAGAAAAAAUUUAUUAUUGAUGAUGAUGCUGACGUAAAUAUUGUAUUAAAUAAUAAAAAUCUUGACCAUGAAGAUAUUUAUCAAGGGUUAAAAGAAAAUGAGCCUGUAAUUGAAAAUUAUCUAUCUACAAAUAUUAAUACAUUUUCACAAUCUUUGUGGAAGCCUCUGUCAGAUGAAAAAGAUCCAUACAAUAUUAUGUCACGCCAUGAUACUGAAUCAGAUGAAGAUUUUGAUCCUAUUAGAAAGGAUAUUACCUUUGGUAUAAAUAUUAAAAAUCCUACUAACUAUAAUAUCAAAUCUGAAAAGUCUUUGACGGAUUCUGACUCAGAUCUUUCCCCAACAAGGAAUCAAAAUAAUCCACUUACAGAAUUAAUAAAAGAAGAAAUGGUGGAUGAUAAGGACAAUUUGAAAAAUUCAAAAAUUAAAGCUUAUGAAAAGGAAAAGAUCAAAAAGGCCCAAACUUUUAAAAUAUGGAAAAUGGGUGCUAAACAAAUAGAAGAGAAAAAAACUGGAUUAGAAGACAUUCAAACUUUGUAUAAUAAACCCCUAACAAGAUAUAUAGAUGAAAAAGAUUUAGACAAAAUGUUAAGGGAGAAAGUACACGAAGAUGAUCCAUUGGCAUCAGUAUUUAAAGCUAAAACUCCUAUUAUAAAAGCUAAAGGUAACCCUAGCAAAUUUAAAGGCAAUUACAAAGAAAAUCGAUUUAAUAUUCCUCCAGGAUACAGAUGGGACGGGGUGGAUAGGUCUAAUGGCUUCGAAAACAAAUAUUUCCAAAAAAUUUCCAAUCAAAUCUCGAACAAAGAAAUAAUGUAUAAAUGGAUGGUUGAGGAUAUGUAGGAGAAAUUUAUCGAACAUUCGUUAUAAUGCAAUUGUCUCAUUAUUAUAUUUAAUUUAAAUGAUUGUAAAUAAUUUUCAUUAAAAAAAAUAUAAACCUAAAGU